Molecule: messenger RNA, 1179 nt
Organism: Saccoglossus kowalevskii
Lineage: Eukaryota; Metazoa; Hemichordata; Enteropneusta; Harrimaniidae
Product: somatostatin receptor type 2-like
Biological process (GO): neuropeptide signaling pathway
Cellular component (GO): plasma membrane; neuron projection
Molecular function (GO): G protein-coupled opioid receptor activity; neuropeptide binding
Source: RefSeq, a predicted model, not a curated record
AUGGAAUCCUAUGGCAACGACACUGUUUAUGAUAUCUUUACUUUAAUGGUGAAUUCAACGGAUAACAGAGACACUAGUGUUAAGGCAGAUAAAAUCAUAUUAUCCAUACUCUGGGCCAUCGCGUGUGUGGUUGGCCUUAUUGGUAACUCCCUGGUUAUCUACGUAAUACUUCGAUUUUCAAAAAUGAAAACUGUGACUAAUACAUAUAUUUUAAACUUGGCCAUAGCCGACGAGCUGUACUUGCUGGGAAUUCCGUUCAGCAUCUCUCACUUUGUGAUGGAAACAUGGCCGUACGGGACGGCAUGGUGUAAAAUAUUGUUGACAAAUGAUAUAAUUAACCAGUUUGCAAGUAUAUAUUUUCUAACAGUCAUGAGCAUAGACCGGUAUAUUGCUGUCGUACACCCAGUGAAGUCUGUGAAUAUACGUACCCCACGAAUUGCUAACGCGGUCAGUGGAUGUGUGUGGGCUUUGGUCUUGAUACUCGUCUCAUGGUUUACAGCAGCCGUUCGAUCUGAUUACGAUGAGAGAAUGGGAAGCUAUGGCUGUGGCCCGAAUUGGAUUUUUCUAUUCGGCAACUCCACUCUUGAUCAGGAGGACUGGGGGUUGGUGUUUUCUUAUUUCACGUUCAUGAUGGGAUAUAUCAUCCCACUGCUGAUUAUAUGCACCGCCUACAUUUUAAUGUUGAAUCGCCUGCGGCAAGUCGGAGCGCCUGGUUCGAAAGGGAAAAAGACACGCAAGGUAACCAAAUUGGUCACUGUUGUGGUAGGUGUGUUUUUUAUUUGUUGGUCACCUUAUUACAUCCUCAAUGUGGCAAUGCACUAUGCUGUUAUGCAUUCGAAGGCUGCGUUUUACAAAUGGAGAAUCGCGUACUACUUUGCCCAGUCGUUGGGCUAUGCCAACAGUAGCGCCAAUCCUAUUCUCUACGCUUUUCUAAGUGACAAUUUUAAAAAGAGCUUCCAGAAGGCGUUUGCAUGCGCUACAGACCUCCAAAUUGAAAUGAGCGUCAGCCAUUUUCGGAAACCUUCAAAUAAAAGGAAACAUCUCCGCAGUCAGGAGACGGAUGUGACAAACUCGAUGAAUAUGAAAAAUUGUCAGACUCAUGCUAUAAUGUUGAGUGACUCCCCCACCAAUGGAAAACUAGGAAAAAGCGACGGAGACCCAGAGCCUGUUCAAUUAUAG